GAUGGCGGGUUGGUCUGAUAACAACGAUGCAAUUGGGUCCUUAUGGCCAAAGAUCUCUUCUAACCCUUUCCUUCUCCGGAUUAAACCUAAUCUGAAGCUUGUAAGAAGUAUAGAAUGGAAGAUCUGGCUUAGACAUUAGUUAAUUUGCAGUACCGUUUCCUUUCGACGUUCUGUGACAGUAACUUUGGUCGGUUGCUUUCCUGUACGAAAGCCACUGGGUUCCUUGUUAUCAAUUAGGUGGGAGACUGCAGUAAAAAGGGCAAAAAAAGGGCACGAAGAAGCAUACUAUCGUGUUUCCAUGUGCUUGUACCACUUGUGUGUCCACAUGUCGCGUUUGGUCGCUUUCUUUACCUUUUCCUCACGGCAAGCCUUUUCCUUGCGAUCUCCUUUUUGAUGUGUUGAUGGAGAAGGUGAAAGAUUUCUAGCUUUUUAGCUCGGUUUGUGGUUAACUGUGCUUGUGUGGGAGGAAAUAAAAGGCAUUCCAACAUCCUUCAUCCAAGAAUAGAAAGUUAGAGCUGUCCCAAGUUGACUUCUUUGUUUAUUUUCCUUCAGCCCGAACAAUGCCUUGUGGUUGAUUGAUAAGAAGUGUUCUGUGGUAGCUCAAGUUAUUUGGCACCUUCCGAUGGGAGGGCCCGAGUACACGGAAUAAAGUUGAUCAUAGAUUGGUGGAGCAGAAAAUUUUGAGAGAAAAUAACUACGGGGUAAAGUUGAUAUCCAUGGAUGUGUUCCUUUUUAAGGGAGCACUAGUGCUAAUUGUUUUAUCAGCCAACUGGUAGUACAGACGUUGAUCAGAUUUGUGGCAGAAUAAACCAACAGAGGGAAAUUUGUGUCUUGUGUUUUUUUUCAUGUUUCAGCUGUAAGAAAAGGAAGUGUAAGAAAUGCCUUAGAUGCUUCCGAGUCAUUGCUCCCGUGAAAGGAGUUUGCUGUAGCCUGGAUCAAAGAAGAUAAGCGCAGAAGAUUCAUUAUGUUUCUGUGAGUUCAGCAGGAAACACGAUUGCUUUUGUUAUUGAUGUGUAUGGACAUUAACCGUAUCCUGGCAUGACAACCGCAGUUUGCUUUUCACAAGCUCCUGUCAUUAAGGAUGGAAGAAGUCAAGAAGAGCCUGUGAAAUUUUCUUGCACCUCCGAGUGCAUUUUAUUAGUCAUUUCUUCCAUCAGAAUUAUACUUGAAAUCUGCAAGUGCUUCUUGGAUGGAUUGGGUUGCCAAGACUCCACUCCAGUGGGAUUGGGAAACUCUGGAAUUAUUCAGUGAAAAAGAAAAAGAAAUAUGUAAAUCUGCACAAGAACCUCUGUUGAAGAGUCAAGGCAGCAUGGGUAUUUGCAAUGGAUCUGUGUGUUCAUCUCAUGGUGAAGCAUCAUCUGCUCUAGAAUUGGGCAAUAGUUCAUCCAAAAUCUUCGUCUCGUCAUCGGUUGACUCUUCACCUAAGACAGAACAGAGAAAUUUGGAGUUUAACUUUAAUUCAGCUGAAGCGACCCCUCAUAGCUCGAAUAAGAUUAUCUUUGCAAGGGUUGGGGGUUCUGGAACUUCACCUGUUCCUUUGGCUGCAGGCCGCCGUAAGGAACCACUUACUCGUUUGAAGCUUGGGCACACCUAUUUUGAAGAAGGUGGUGCAAAGAAUAAUGUCAAAAGCUCAUCUUCCUUGCCUCCUUUGGCCUCAUCCGCUGUUGUAGCUAAGAAACCUAGGGUGUCUCAGCAGAGCUCACAAAGCCCCUACUGCCAGGUUGAGGGUUGUAACAUUGACCUUACCAUAGCUAAAGAUUAUCAUCGCAAACAUAGAAUCUGUGAAAGCCAUUCAAAGUCUCCCAAGGUAAUUGUAGCUGGUCAGGAGCGCCGGUUUUGUCAACAGUGUAGCAGGUUUCAUCAUUUGUCUGAGUUUGAUCAAACAAAGAGAAGUUGCCGUAGGCGUCUAUCUGAUCAUAAUGCACGCCGUAGGAAGCCACAGCCAGCAACGAUCUCAUUCAAUUCUUCAAGGAUUUCCUCAUCAUUUUAUGAUGAUAGACAUCAGAUGAAUCUUGAUUUUGGUCCAACUCCUCUGGGUCACAUGACAACCACCGUAAGUUUCCCAUGGGAUGGCCCAAGCAACUUCAAGCUUGUUCAACCCAAUUCUUGGACAAAGUCAAAUAAAGUAGCAGGCAUUAAUGGGCAGCUGCAGUUUUCUAAAUCUUGUCAAACACACAAUAUUUCCACCCUUCGCCAUGUCAACAUGGACGGGCUGUUGCCUACCAAGGGCACCACUGUCGAUGUCUUAAAUGAAGCUCUGGAAUCAUCUGCUUUUGCUUCCAACUUGGAUGGAGCACCGGGUCUUGGUUGUGCUCUCUCUCUUCUGUCAAAUGAUCCAUGCGGUUCAGCCAACCCAGGACCAACUUCUCAUAUCAAGCUUGCUAAAGCAAAGAAUGCAGUUGCUAUCCGUCCUGCUGCAAGUCCGGUUGAUUUAGCAACAAGGUUUUUGCAGGAUGAUCAGUCACCAUCACAGUCCAUGAUGCUGCCGUUCAACCCGCAAAACGGUAAUGGUGGUCAGUUCCAGGAGUUUCAGCUGCACAAAGCACCAUACCAAGCCUCCUUCUUCGACUCCACUCGGAUACACUGAGACCCUCGACCAGAUCACAAUUACAUUGUUCUGAAUCCAAGGUGAUGUUCUUGCUAUCGACACUGGAUUGAUCAGCUCCAGAUGCUUGGCAACAUUUACUUGUAUGCCUUUCUGUGGCAUCCACUCCGAUACCAUCAGCUCCUACUCUUUAAGGCUUUCUUCCUUUCCCUUGUUCCGGUGAAAGAUGCAAGCGCGUCGAUAAGUGAUCGUGUCAUCGAAGAAGUUUACUUCCUUGAUGAGCUUCAAUGAGGUUCCCUUCGAUCUAUUUAUAGUUAAGAGUAUCUGUCCAUGCCAAACGGUACUAAAUUUCUCAGCUGAGAACAUUUGCUGCUUCUAUGACUGCUUUGUUCUUGAUGAAUAUGGAAACCUUUGGU
Molecule: messenger RNA, 2961 nt
Organism: Musa acuminata AAA Group (dessert banana)
Lineage: Eukaryota; Viridiplantae; Streptophyta; Magnoliopsida; Zingiberales; Musaceae
Product: squamosa promoter-binding-like protein 12
Exons: 7
Coding region: 1190-2587 (465 amino acids)
Cellular component (GO): nucleus
Molecular function (GO): DNA binding
Source: RefSeq, a predicted model, not a curated record